AAAAAACUAAACAUGGAGCCAUCGUCAAUAUUUAUUUUUAAAAGAGUUGAAAAUAAGAAAGAUAGUUCAACAGUGUAUAGAACAAAUUUUAUGAGUGAAAGUGACGCUCUUAAAUGGUUAGAUGAGUAUUCAAAAAAAACAAAUACAAAUUGGAUUGUUAGGAAUGGAGUUUACAAUCCCCAAAGAUUAGUAUUUCAUAAGCAUUUUGUUUGCCAACACUCUGUAAGAAACAAAACAGGACAGGAUUCUAAAAGAAAUAGUGGGUGUAUAUCAAGUAUUGAUAUUAAAAUUAAAAAGUGUAACAAAGCAACACGAAAGAAUGACGUAUUUUUAAAAGGAGACUCACCUUUCCCAGGGAUUGUUAAGAUGAAUAUUACACAUAAUCAUGCAGUCGAUACUUGCGAAUCCUUAAAAUUUUUAAGAAUGGAUGAUGAAAUUAAAAAACAGUACAUAAGAUAUUUUGAAGAUGGAUUGGGAGUUAGUGAAAGUAUUAAACAACAUCAGAAUAUAACUCUUUUAAACAAUGUACCUAAUUUGCCAGAAGUGACAGCUAAUGCUCGAAUAAAUCCAACAUAUAAUAUGGUCAAACAACUAUUCAAUAAAUGGAGAAAAGGAGGUUUUGGUGGUGUAAUGGAUAAUGUAGCAAAAAUAAAUGAUAACAUUUUAUAUGUCAAACAAGGAAGUUCAACCAUGGAAGAUCUGUUAGUACCUGAAGUUUGUCUCAGCAUUAGUGAAACAAGCACUAUUUUGUGCAAUGAUGGUGCAAAUAAGGAAAAUAGUAAUGAAGUUAUUAACGUGACAGACACUGUUUGGAACGAUGAUGGUGCAAAUAAGGAAAGAAGUAAUGAAGUUAUUAACGUGAUUGACACUGUUUCGAACCAGGAUGGUGCAAAUAAGGAAAAUAGUAAUGAAGUUAUAAACGUGACUGAUCCUGUUUUGAACGAUGAUGAUGCAAAUAAGGAAAAUAGUAAUGAAGUUAUUAACGUGUCUGACAGUUCAAAAAGUGAAAAUUCUGAUGAAAUUGCAGCUCCAAAGAUUCCAAUAGAUUGCUUUAAAGAACUCGAAAAUAUAAUAUCUGCUACAAUUCCAGAAGAAUAUUCUCUCGAGGAGUUGGCACAUUAUCAAGAACUUUUUCGUGAAGCUCAGCCAGGCAUUCAGUUUUAUCGUGUGCACUGUACGGCCUGUCAAGAACAUUUGGGUACAGCACCUGUUAAUCAGAACAAAAGAUAUAUACAUCCCCUUUUAAAAGUGAUAUUGUGUAAACAUUGCUAUGACUUUUACUGUAGUGGAGAAUUUGAAAAAGAUGAAGAUGGUAGCGAACUUUAUUGUCGUUGGUGUGGUGAAGGAGGAAAUGUACUUUGCUGUGCUGCUUGCCCAUAUGUAUUCUGUAAAAAAUGCAUUUGGAAAAAUUUGGGUAGGAAGAAGUUGGAAGAAGUCAAAGAGAGUGAUGAUUGGUUGUGUUUUGUAUGUGUUCCAUCGCAAAUGAUUAGCCUGAGAGUAAUGACCAGAGCACUUUAUGAAUAUACUUUAUCUGAAAUUAAAUGUGCUAAAUUGGCGAAUGAUCCUGAAAGAUUAAGGAAAGAUGAGGGCAUAUGCUGUCAACGUAAACCAAAACCUGUACCGGCGAAACGAAAAAGAACUUCAUCUAAUGAUCUGCCAUAUGAUCCUUAUUUAGAUAAUACUGGAUUUGAAGUAAAAAGAAAAGUGCGACAACCAGUUUUUAUAAAACCAAAACCAGAAACAGAAUCAAGUAAUAAAGGAGAAGUAUUUUUGAACACCCAAGUGGAGGAUGAAGUGGUGUGCACACCCGAUGUGUUUCUCUUCAUGGAAGAUGAAGAAUGCGAAACAACAACAGCAAACGCACCAUCUGUUCCUGUUAAGCAGCCACCCCCAUUGAUACCAGCCCCUCGAAUAAUGCCAAUUUUAGAUGACGUCACGAUAACGAAAAAGGCUAAUACUUAUCAAUUACCAAAACCCCAGCAACAAAUGCUGCCAGAUGUGACUCUCAUUCAGCCCCGGACUGGCACUACAUCUCCUGAAACAAAAAAUAAAGUUGUGAAGCCCAUGAUUAAGUUUUCAAAUACGACGUUAGGCAAUGGACAUUCUGUCGUAACUGUGACGCAUAAUUUAAAAAAGACAAAACAAACAACACAACUUUUACCUGGUUUGAAACAUGAGUGGUUUGAGCGUGCCACUCAAUUAUCGAAGCGGGUUAAUUAUACCCUUUCAUCACGACUAGAAUCUUUAGCGGUAGAACAGAACACUGCCCUUACCCUCGAAGAACUCGCUAACGUGCAUAAUAAACUACAAGAGGUAUUGAGUAAUUCAAUCAAUUCUCUGAUACAAGUUCGAAAGAAUCUGCGCAGUGAGUUCUUAGAUGGUUUAACUAAAUUGAAGUUUUCAACUACUAUUACACCAUCUACUUCAUUGUCUGAAGAUGACGACGAUGUCAUUUGUGUGGACGAUAACGAAAAACAACAGAAGCAACCCUUGAAUAAUCAACCGCCUCCUGUAACUGAAAAUAAGCCACGGGCGGGUGCUUUUAUUAAAGUUAGACCUCUUGCGACUUUAAUUAAUCCGGAAGCUCCCAUUGAAAUAAUAGAUGACAUUGAAAAGACUGUGUUAAGUACUAUGGAUAAAGCAAAAACUGCAGAAGACACUCGGAAAAUUACCGAAGUUGCUACAAAUGAGACAAAAGAUAAAAAUGAAGAAAACGAAUCUAAUAAAAAAGAACCUAACAAAGAAGAAUCUAAUAAAGAAGAACCUAAGAAAGAAGAACAUAACAAAGCAAGUCCAAAUAACGAAAUUGUGCAGCAGAAAGAUGAAUUAAAGGAUGUGGAUGAGAAUUUGAAUCCCGAAGUUCUUAAGCAAAUUCAGGAUGCAAUAGAGCAAAGUAAAUUAGAAAAAAUGCUACAUGACACCGUUCGCGCUGAUAUUCCAACGGAAGAGUUGAAGAGAUUUUUGUCAGUGAAAGUGAUAUUGAAGAGAUUACCAUUGGAAAUGUUGAUGGCUAAACGAGCACAAAUUCUCGCCAAAAAAGAAAACAAAGUCAAAAGGAUUAUUGAGCAAAAACCGAUAGAAGACGAAAUGCAAGAUAUUGAACAACUUCUUGAGACGAAUGUUGUUGCUAAAGCACCGGCGAAAUUUUCUCCCGAAAACCAUCCAGCUGAAGAGACAAAUGAAAUUGAAGAGGAGGAGGAUUCUACUGAAGACGAAGAUCCAGACUGGUACGAUAAAAUUGAAACAAGAGAAAAAAUGAAAGGAGAAGAAAAUUCAAAUGAUCCACAAACUGUCGAUUCAGGAAUUGAUGUGGAAUGUGAUAGAGUACAUACGAUAAGUAGGACAGAAGAAAAGGAUGAAGAAGAUGAUGAUAAGGAAGAUAACGCAAUGUCGUCAUCUACGUCGAAGGAUAACGAUUUUCGGAUGAGAUUCGCGUCACAGGUCGAAUGUGACGCAUAAUUCCUUAUAUAUUAAUUAUUAGAACAUUUACGGAUGUUGUUGUUUCAUUUCUGUUAGUUCCUUUUUUAAUCGAUCAAACGAGAUUAUCGUAGUUUCAAAAUGUGUAUUAAAUUAUUUGAUGACUUAAUAAGAAAUCCCUUUAUAGUCUAAUCUGCCCCAGUACAUGUACACGUCUUUAAUUUAGUGGAAUUAUUAUUCAAUAUGCAAUAUUGUACAUCAGUAAAGUAUGUUUUAUA
Molecule: messenger RNA, 3695 nt
Organism: Agrilus planipennis (emerald ash borer)
Lineage: Eukaryota; Metazoa; Arthropoda; Insecta; Coleoptera; Buprestidae
Gene: ADD1
Exons: 12
Coding region: 13-3459 (1148 amino acids)
Source: RefSeq, a predicted model, not a curated record